Molecule: messenger RNA, 2161 nt
Organism: Bubalus bubalis (water buffalo)
Lineage: Eukaryota; Metazoa; Chordata; Mammalia; Artiodactyla; Bovidae
Gene: MIEF2
Product: mitochondrial elongation factor 2
Exons: 4
Coding region: 144-1526 (460 amino acids)
Biological process (GO): positive regulation of mitochondrial fission; mitochondrion organization
Cellular component (GO): mitochondrial outer membrane
Source: RefSeq, a predicted model, not a curated record
GGGGGCCCGCGCCCGCCCCAGGCUUCGGCGUUCUACUCCCGGGUCCUGCACGUUCCAUUCCCAGGCGGCCCUGGGGCGCGGCCCGAGCGGCCCCCUGCGUCCCCGGGUCGGGGCGCCGAAGCCGCGACGCAGGCAGACUGACCAUGGCGGAGUUCUCCCAGAAUCGGAGCAAGCGGCGUGACGGCGAGGUGCUGGGAGGCGCUAUAGACUUCCUUCUGGCCAAUGCCCGCCUGGUGCUGGGAGUGGGUGGAGCUGCAGUGCUGGGCAUUGCCACCCUGGCCGUGAAGCGGCUCAUCGACAGGGCCACCAGCCCCCGGGACGAGGACGACACCAAGGGGGACGCCCCAUGCCUGGAGGACAGCUGGCAGGACCUGAGCCUGCUCAAGGCCACACCACGCCUCCAGUCCCAGCCCCCGCCUGCCGCCCUCAGCCAGCUGGUGCCGCCUCCAGCCCCCUCACUCUCUGCCCCAGAAGGGCCUGCUGACACAGGGCCCCAGACAUCGCCUCAGCUUAGCUCGCCAGCACCGCCGCUGUGUCUGACGUUCCAGGAGAAACUGCUGGCUUUUGAGCGGGAUCAUGUGACCGUGCCAGGGGCUCACGUGUCUCUGGCCAAGCAGCUGGCGGGCGACAUUGCCCUGGAACUACAGGCCUAUCUGCGGAACAAGUUCCCAGACCUGCCCUUCGGGGCGCUCGUGCCCGGUGGGCCACUCUACGAGGGGCUGCAGGUGGGGGCUGCCGACCCUGUGCGGCUCCUGGUGCCCCUGGCACUGGAGCCAGGCCUAUGGAGCCUGGUGGCCGGCUCGGACACUGUAGCCCAAGACCCUCGCUGCUGGGCUGUGCGUAGGACUCAGCUGGAGUUCCGCCCCCGCGGGAGCAGCCCCUGGGACCGCUUCCUGGUGGGCGGCUACCUCUCCUCCCGGGUCCUGCUGGAGCUGCUCCGCAAGGCCCUGACCGCCUCCGUCAACUGGCCAGCUAUCGGCAGCCUCCUCGGGUGUUUGAUCCGGCCAGGCGUGGCCUCAGAUGAGCUGCUGCUGGAGGUGCAGCACGAGUGCCUGGAGCUCACCGUGGCCGUGCUGCUGGCUGUGGCCGGAGCCCAGGACGGAGACCUCUUGCUAGCCUGGCCCUUGGAGGGGCUGGCCGGGAACCUCUGGCUGCAGGACUGGUACCCGGCUGAGGCUGCCCGGCUGCGGGCCCUGGAUGAGCAGGACGCUGGGACCCGCCGGCGGCUGCUGCUGCUGCUCUGCACUGUCUGCCGCAGUCACCCAGCUCUAUGGCGGCUGGGCCGGGACCGCCUGGCUCAGGUGGUUCUGCGCCUGGGUGAGCAGGAGGCUGACUGGGCUGAGGAGGCCCUGGGGGAGCACUUCCUGCAGGCUCUGGAGCUGCUGCUCAGCAGCCUGGAGCGGGCCAGCCUGCCCAGCCACUUCAACCGCAGCGUGAACCUCCUGGAUGGCCUGCGGGAGGAAGAGAUCGACGACUUGGGCUUUGCGCUGUACCGUGGCCUACAGGCCCCCGAGGGGCUGCUCUAGAGGGUGGACGCAGCUGGGCAAGACACCGCUGCUUUUAGCUGGAAUGAGGGGGUGUGGGCCGCCCUCUUGGCUUGCAGGAGCUGCCAUGAGUCCCAGGCAGGGAUGAGACCACUGUCAUUUUCUGUCCUGAGGGUGUCAUGCUUCCCCUGGGUGCGGGCAUCUCCAGGCUGCUAGUGCUUGGGUGGACAUUGUUUGGUACCCCCCCUGGGACUGGAGUCACCUGGGAUCCUCAGAACAUAGCUUUUGGCUGACCCUCAGGCCUGUUUUCUGUGCUGUGUGCCUGGUUUGCUCUCUAGCUUUGACUAGCGGGGGCUAACCUGGGGGAAGGCCCUUCCCCUCUAGCCUCGGAGGCCCUGGGAGGGCUCUGUCGUCACUGGGGGAGCCAAGGCUCUCUCUGCUGCUCGCCUGGCCCAGAGCCUAGGAUGCCCCUGGCUGCUGCCAGCCUGGCCCCCACUGUGCCAACACCAGCUGUCCUAGCUGACCCUGUGCUCUCCCUGGAGCUGGCGGGGGCUUGGGCGGGGGGCUGUUGUCUGCCUCCCCUCCCAGGCAUCUCUCCUCUCUGGUAUCCUUCCUGCCGAAGUAAAGCUAUGCCGCAAGGACUGUGAAUGAGAAUAAAAAAGAAAAACUCAAAUGUC